Polyodon spathula (Mississippi paddlefish) is the source of this 5390-nucleotide messenger RNA. RefSeq names its product autism susceptibility gene 2 protein homolog. NCBI's taxonomy places the organism in Eukaryota, Metazoa, Chordata, Actinopteri, Acipenseriformes, Polyodontidae. The record is from RefSeq and is a predicted model, not a curated record.
GCCGACUCGCCAGGUUCAGUAUGUAGGAGACAGUGAAGAGAGCGGAUUUUAAUCACCUCUGUCUCUUUAAGAAAAUUCAUCGAACCUUUAGGAUUAGAAGCAAAGGAGACAAUCUACCGAUAAUACGAGCAGACUGACAACCACGGACCGAUAAAGAGGAUGGAUUUAUAAAACUUCCAGGCCGGGAAUAAGCGCUUGUUUCAGGGGAGAGAGAGAGCAUUGAUGGGGUUUAAUAGUAAUCGAGUGGAUUUAAAUAAAUGCAUAACAUAAAACGUGAGUAAUAUGCAGAAGACUCGGGAGAUUCCAGCGUGUGUGUGAGUGUGUUUUUUUUUUAAAUUAUUUUUAUUUUUUUGGUUUGAAAUUGACUGUGCAACUUGGAGCGGUUAGAAAUGAUUAACAGCUGAAACUUGCAGAUCGUGUAGGGAAGUGGACGUUGACGGAACAUCAAUCUUGAAUCUCUGUAAAACAAAUCGAAUCCGCACGGAUAUUUUCUGUUUUCAAGGAAUCUGGAUCUGUACUGAAAAAUAAGGCGCAGCAAUGUGAUUUUUUUUUUUUGUUUUUGUUUUUGUUUUUUUUUUAAAACGUUCUCCGUAACAGGCAUCUGUUUUAAUUGUGUGUUUUGCCAUUGCACGAAGUUGCAAAGCGAGAGAUAUUUUGUUUCAAUUUGGCACCUGUCAGGUGGCAGAAAGCAUCUCUGGUUUUAUUUGGGUUCCAGGAGUAUUUGGAUCGCCGAAGCGUCUGCUUUGGUGGAUUAUUUGGAAUUUUGUUUGCUUAAUAUUUUCGGGAGGUUCGGAUUCAAGGUCAUUCUGUGGAAUUCUGUGUGUUUGUGUUUUUUUUCUUUCGUGGAAUUUGCGAGGGGUUAUUUUCUUCGAAGGGUAAACCAACCACGAUUUUACCAAUCAUCUUAUUUUUUAGUAAAUCCAUUUAUAAAUGGAUGGUAAAAUGAAGCAGAGCCGGAGAUCCAGGUCUCAACGGGACCAGGUAAGGAGAAGGGAGUCUGCCAGCACGGAUGCCCGCAAUCAGAGUCCUUCCUCCGGCUCUGACAGGAACGAGAGUCCCGGCAGGGAACACGCUUCACAAAAUGGGAAAAAAACUCAAAACGUGUCUGCCUCUGUCCGUGCCCCCCGGCCCCCGAGGAGAAAGAGAAGGGAAUCCGGCUCUCAAGAAGAGGUUAUUAUUGAUGGGUUUGCCAUAUCCAGCUUUAUCACGCUGGAUUUCUUGGAGAAGGACCUCGCUCUCAAGGCCCAGGAGCGGCUGGCUGUGAAGAAGCGGAGGGGGCUGGAGAACGGGGUGACUGCGGAGCCAGCGCAGAACGGACACCUCGACGGAUACAGGAGCUCGGAGAGAGAGCAGGACCGGGGCAAGAAGAAAGUGCCGCUGAAGAAAUCCAAGCAGAUGAAGGGAUGCUUGACCCGGACCAACAAGAACAGUGAAGAAGACCCUCUGCAGGAGAUCACAGGACCCCAUCUGAGUGAGAGUUCCACUCACUGCUUUUCAGGACACGGCUACUCGUGUGACAGCGAAAGCGACGUCGAUGACAAGGCGUCUGAUGUAGGAUCAGAGAAGCUCUUCUCCCCCACACUAAGUAAAGGUCUGAACUCGAAUGAAAAUCUUGAAUCGAAGACAUCAAGCUCGACCAAAGUCUCUGGGCUCCAGCGUAGCCAGGAGCAGAGCACCGAGGUUCCCUUUGUGCCUCCUGCACCCAGCCCCAUCCCCGCCUCCCCUCCCGCUGCAUCCGCGCUGCCCGCUGUCGCCAGCACCGCGGCUCCCCCGCCCAGCACCAGAGUCCGCAGCCCGCCUCCGCCCGUGAAGAAGGCAGCAGCCGUCCGACUGCCAACCCCAUCCCCACUGCCCGCCCAAUCACAACCUCAGACAGAGCUCCGAGCUCCGCCCCCUCAGGUCCACGCCCCGCCCAUAUUCAACCACCAAGUGCAUCACCAGCUGCAACAUUACAACAGUCUUAACAAUAUCAGCAGAAGCAGCAGCGCGAGCAGUGCGGCCAGCGCCAGCCUCCCGAAACACCACCUCCCCCCCUCCCCCCACUUCAUUGGCCACCCCUCAUCCAAUCCCACCCUGCCGCUGUCCAUUGCCAGCCUCUCUACCUCGCACUAUUCGCUGCGACCACCGCCACACCACCAUCCGGCCAUGUUCGCAACCCCAGCUACACUGCCACCACCUCCAACCUUACCAACAAACAGUCUCGUGGUCCCAGGGCACCCCUCGGGGGCCGGCUUUCCAGAGCAUGGCCUGCUGCGGCAAGAGUUGAACAACCGCUUCCUGGUUCAGAGUUCAGAGCGGAGCGGCGCAGCAACCUCCCUGUCUCUCCUGAGAGCCGAGUUUCACCAACACCAGCACACGCACCAGCACCAACACACUCACCGACACACCUUCACGCCCAUUCCCGCCAGCAUUGCUCCGCCCACUGCGCCGCCCGUGCUGCCUCCCCCCCCCCGAAAUUUCGAUAAGUACGCUCCCAAACUAGACAACCCAUUCUUGCGGCACUCGAGUUUCUACCCAUCAUACCCUCAAACCAUGACCGGAAUGCCUCCCCUGCUCCCCCAUACAGGUCCUUUCAGCUCUCCCCAUGGAGCAUUCCAGCCUUCCAAGGCCUCGAACCCUCUGGAUGUAGCAGGUCGACCGGGCAGCGUGCCCCACACACUCCUGCAGAAGGACCCGAGGGUAUCGGAUCCCUACAGAACACCUGUCAGAAAACCUGGUAAAUGGUGCGCUGUUCACGUGCAAAUCGCCUGGCAAAUCUAUCACCACCAGCAGAAAAUGAAGCAGAUGCAGGUGGAGCCUCACAAACUGGACAUGAACGGGAAGCUGGACCUGUUCAGCCGGCCCCCAGCCCCGGGCGUCUUCCCAGGAUUCCCCUACCCCCACGACCUGGCCAGACCCCUCUUCUCCUCCACAGGACCGGGUCACCCGGCGGCUUCUCCUUAUGGACACGCCCCCCACCACAGCAGCUUCCUGCCUACCGGCCACCUGGCAGGUAAGUAUCCUUUCAGUCGCUCCAGUAGCUUUGGCAGCCUUGGCAGCCUCGGAACCAGUGCCUUCGGAGGAUUAGGCAACCCCUCGAUUGCUCCCAGCUCUGUUUUUGGACACAAAGAAGGCCACGGCCUGCCUGGCUUCAGCAGCCCCCACCACGACACGUGGAACCGCCUCCACCGGGCCCCGCCCUCCUUCCCCACCCCGCCCCAGUGGCCAAAGGCAGCCGACAUGGAACGCAGCUCCUCGGUGACCAAUCACGACCGGGAAAGAGACCGGGAGAGGGAGAGGGAGCCAGAGAAACGGGACUCCUCCAUCGGUAGAGAGGAGAGAGAUAAAGACAGGGAUUCCCUGGAUAAGAACCGCCACUCCAACAGGUCGUCCCCGGCAUCUGCCCCGGGCAGCUACCAGAUCAGCAGCCUCAUCCGUAGCAACAGCCAGACCUCCAGCGACUCCAGCAGGCAGCACAGCGGCAGCACCGAGCGCAGCCGGGAGCCAGAGAGGGAGCUCCUGGAGCGGCAGAGGGAGUCGGCGCUCACGGGAGACAUCAAGGUGAAGGAGAGCCGCUCGCCGGGCAAGGAGAUGCCCAUCCAGGAGAUGACCAAGCUGGCCCACCAGCCACCCUCCCCCUACGGGAAGCCCAUCCUGACAGACACGGGGCUCAAGCUGAAGGACGGGGAGAGGAAAGCGGGGGAACUGCCCUCGGUGGAGCUGCUCCACAAGGGCAAGAACGACGUGAAGAUCAAAGAGGAGCGGAAGGAGGACCAGGAGGUGAUGGUGGUGAGCAUGGAGCUGCCCCCUCCCAGCCACCUCCCCCGGGUGGUGUGGGUCAGUCCCCCUCACCAUCAGCCCCCACGCUGCACGGAGAUGCCUUCCCCUGCCUCCCUCCACGGGGUUCCCCUGCCCCACUCCAUGCCUCUCUCUAUGAGCGGGGUGCACCAGGUCAACAGCCUCAGUGCCCUUGACCGUGCGCGGAUGGCCCCCUUCAUGGGAAUCAACCCCCUGGUUCCCGGGAGAGACCGCAUGCCCCCUCCGGGCUUCGCCUGGGACCCCCUCCGCGACCCCCUGAGAGAGGCGUACCGCAACCUAGACCUGCAGAGGCGGAUGGACUUCCAGCUGCGGGCGGAGCAGAGCCACCGCUUCCCUGCAAUGUUCGAGCCCGAGCGAGGCUACAGGGACCGGGAGCCCCACGAGUACUCCCACCACGAGCACCUGCUGGAGGCACGGGCGCGGGAGCACGAGAGGCUCCGACAGGCCGAGGAGAGGGAGCGGAUGCACCUGCGCGAGGAGCUGGACCGGGCGCGGCUGCACCAGCUUCACCAGUCCCCCAUCGAGGGCCACCUGCCCCACAUGCCACCCUUCAUGUCCCCCCUGGGAGGGAUGCAUUACCACAGACUGAGCCCCUCGGCCGCCCACAACGGGAUGCUAAACAGGACCCCACCCACUGCCGCCUUGAGUGCCCCUCCGCCUUUAGUGUCCGCGGGCAUCCCCAGACCUGCCUCCCCAAGAAGGACUACCCCCCUCACUGCCUCCGAGCCCAGGGACUACUCCCCCUCACGCAAACCCAAAGAAGUGGAAGCUCGAUAGCUUCAACCCGACACGUGCACACGUACAAAACUGACCUUUACAAAUAGAAAUGCACUGCUUUUGAAAAAAAAAUAAAGAGAGAGAAAAAAACAGAACUGUACAUUUGUAAAACCGAAGAAGCACACGACUUGCUUUGUUUUUUUGGGGUUUUUUUUUGGGGGGGUGGGGUCAGGAUAGGAGGGGGUUAUAAAAAAAAAACACAGUAAGAAUUUUCUGUACCAAUUUUUAAAUUUGAGAUUAAUAUAUUAAUCAGAUUGGAUAUUUGUCAUGUGCAAGGUGAGAUUCUGAAAUAAGUUUGGAUGUUUCUUUUUCUCUUCCCUUGUAACGAAGUUGUUUUUAUGGAUUUGUAUAUAUGUUAUUUUUUAUUAGAUUAAGUUCAUUAGUUGGAAGAUCUCCAGUCUCCUUGUUUGUAUUGUUUAUCACCGGAGACUCUGAAAUGGUGAGCUACAGGUCCACAUUUAUAUUUUACCGUAUUCGUUACCUGGAAAAUACUCAGCAAUCACAAUGUACAAAGUUACAUUACAGGAUUUUGUUUUGCCUUAAAGAUUAUGAGGUCUUUUGUUUUUGUUUCUGUAUAAAAAAAUAUUGUAAAGAAUAUUCUGUUGAUAUUCUUUGGGGGGGGGGGGAAUUGAAUAAGCUUUUUAAAUGUUUCUAGAAAAAAAAAAAAAAAAACAGAACCCCUUCUUACCAUAUUGUGAUUACCAUGGUUACAGACGGCCAUCGUGUUGGAAACUCAGUGACAGAGAAGCCCCCCCACCCGUGUGUUUCAAUCUUCGAUCUAUGCAAAGAGCUGUUGGGGACGGGCCCAGGUGCAG